This is a messenger RNA of Echinostoma caproni, 1476 nucleotides long. Lineage: Eukaryota; Metazoa; Platyhelminthes; Trematoda; Plagiorchiida; Echinostomatidae. The record is from the annotation of a GenBank genome assembly.
AUGUCGCCAGCGAUUUUUCUUACGUUAUUCUUAUGCAUAUUCAAAGUUUCCAAAUCUGUAGAGUUCACCAUUGGUGCACUUAUCUUGUCUCUCAACGCACUGAAAGCUACAGAACAAGUCUGUGAUCUCUUCAACGCUACGAAUGGUCGAAUGCUGGCCUUGAUUGUAUCACAUCCUUCCGGUGCCCCGGGAGCCGCCCCAUUGUCGGUUUCAUUCACUUCGUCGUUCUACUUUUUGCCUACUAUCGGCGUCAGUGCCCGGCAAGCUGUUUUCAGUGAUAAAUAUAGUCAUGCCAGCUUUCUGCGUACAGUGCCGCCUUACAGCCUUGAGGCAAAAAUCUGGGCAGACCUUAUUACCAUCACUCGGCAAGUUGUGAUAAACACGGAUGAAGAGAAUGCUGCUCGAACGAAAGAUUUUGUGAGCUUGCUUCGACCGGUGCGAAACGAACAGACUCGUGCCAUUCUGGUCUUUCUCCGUCGCUCGUUUGCUGAGCACGUAUUUGCGGCGGCCCGAAAAUUGGGUAUGCUCGAAACCGAAUGGGCAUGGAUUGUGACCGAACCGGCACUCCAAGCGUCAAACAUUCCACAAGGUGUGAUUGGCGUACGCCUGCUUCAGUCCAGCGAACUGGACCAUGUGAGCGAUGCUGUUCGUGUGGCCACUACUGGUAUUCUGUCUGUAGCUCGCGCGUUUCCCAAACCAAUCAGCGUGUUGCGUGCAGUCAAAACGUGCAGUGAGGAUCCGUUGGAAAUAUACUCGGAACCAGCGGAUGGUGGAGAAUCCUACCCUUGGAAUCAAUACGCGCAACAUUUGUACGACUAUAUGCUUCGUGUCAAUCUGUCUGAUGGUCGUACCGGACAAGUCGAGUUUGAUCACAAAGGAGAUCGGGUACGACCAAUCUAUGAGAUUGUGAACGCACAGUUACUGGAUCCGCGAGGUGCAUCACUCACACAACCGGUUGACAAGGCAUUCGAAUUUAAACGCCCGGAUCUGGUGUCAGUCGGACGCUAUGGAGUACCGCAGCCAGUUCCACUGGAAUGGACUUCCGAGACCCCGUAUCCAACAAUGCUCUCCAUCAAUAUGAGCGCACUGGUUUGGCCGGGAAAUAGUGUGGUCCAACGCAACCAGAUGGUGUGCGUUCAAAAGGAUCCCACAGGGAUGUGCCAAAAGACCGAGAAAUGUCUGGUUCCUGCCGCUCCGAUCAGUUUCAAGAAGAAACGACACUUGAAAGUUGUCACCGCGCAUAGUAUCCCAUUUGUGCAUCAUCGUUUGAAAGAACCAGGCACGAAAUGCAACGAAUCGGACGAUCCUCUGGUGCCCAAAAUGGAAGUCGAAUGCAAACAUACGGAUCCGAUCACAGGUGCGUCGAGGGACUGUUGUUGUUGUUGUUGUUGUGUCCGAUAUUUUAGGGUAGAGCACCAUAUCUCAGGGGGAAAGAUAAAACACCAAAGGGAAACGAACAUAACAAACAAACAGUAA